Messenger RNA from Schistosoma curassoni, 6112 nucleotides. The record is from the annotation of a GenBank genome assembly. Lineage: Eukaryota; Metazoa; Platyhelminthes; Trematoda; Strigeidida; Schistosomatidae.
GCAAUUUCGGAGGUAGCGCUACGUCGCGUGCCUUGCGAAUAGUUUCCCUGACUACAUUCACUUCCGGGGAAAACACAUUUCUGAAUUUAUAUGUUUUCUCAUUCUUAUCGGCCGUCAUAUAUCAAGACUGCACUUAAAUACUCAACGUAUGCAUAUGGAGCAUCACCAAGACUUCAAAACAACGACCCUUUGUCCCAAAAACCACAUGAAUCCAAAGUUCUGACUGUUAAGAAAAGGGACAAUCCUCAGAUUGAUGAACUAUCGCUUAAUGCGGCUAUACUUAUCAAACAAUCUGAGUGUGCUCUAACUUCCAAGCACAUUCCUCCUAGGUUCCAAACAAUCACAAAGUGUUGCAAACAAUUUUGGAUGGCGAAUUUUCCCGAGUGGUCUCGCAUUCUUGAAAUAAAACUGGACAAGGACCCACACUUUCUUGACAGUCAUAUUUCAGAACCCGGUUUCCCGCAUAGUUUCUCUGCUCAGCUUUCAAAAAUUUUUAAUUUCAAUAUCAAACUAGCAGGAUUCUUGGAUUCAAGUAUUGCGUCAGGAGAGGUUUUUAAUUUUCUACGGUUUUGUGAUUCCGUUUACAAAGAAUCGCGAACAGCUAAAGGAUUUCGACGUGGCCAUAUUAUACAGACCUCAAUGGUUUACGAAAAGCUAGCAAAUUAUUACGCAAAAUGUGGUGACUGGAGUGGAUACAUUAAAUUACUGGAACGAAUGAAACGAGAGGGUUUGUUACCUUCAAAAAAUACUUAUUUCUAUGGAUUCGAAUGUUUGGGUAAACUUAUGAACAAGAAUGGAUCUCAACUUCCAUCGUCUUCGCACCCUCAGUCUAUUUCAAAAAAUAAAGCAUUUAAUCGCAUAACUCCCAAAUCAGUUAUACCUAUGGAAAAAAUUGGACGCGAAGCUAAAAAUCUAAUAGGUGCUGCUGAAAAGGAGGGACAUGAUCUAACUCAUGGUUUACUAGGUUUAUCUCUAGAAGAAGGUUCAUUGAGGAACAUUCUCACUGCUUUGUUGUAUGUCCGACCAAAUAUAAAUCCAAAUCUUAAUUACUUUAUACAUUAUUCAUCCAGUAAUAUUUCAACACAUACCAAACGUAUCAAGGAAAUAUCUCAUCCAGCUCAAAAACAUUUAGAUAGUGUUAAACACGAACGUAAAAAUCCUUACGCUGGUAUUUUUACGGAUUUUGGUGACAUUUCAAAGGCAUUUAAAAACCAGAUGUAUGUAGAACAAAUGACAGAAGUCACUGUCUCACCCGUACUUUCACCAUUCGGUCAAUCAGAAACUACCUCUUUAUCGCCAGAACUAAAAAAGAAUUUGCAUAAUGCUUUGAUUGAAGAACGUAAACACUGGCAUCAAAUCCUACUAACUGCCUUUAAUGAACAGUUGAAAAGGCUUAAAAUAAUUCAUGCAAAAGGAAAACUGACAGCUUAUCCAUUCCUGAAGAUCUUGCCUGCAUCAAAUUAUAUAGAUCUGAUGAUUUCGGGCAUUGAUAUGUUAAUUGUGGAUUCAGCUUUACAGUAUACCUCCUCAUCAAUUGCUUGUCUUCAACUUGGUCGGCGUGUAGAACGCGCUUGUACUGUAUACCGCCAAGAAAAAAUAGGAUAUUUUAAGCAGUUAGAAAAAAUGUACAUGACAUAUGCUACUUUGUUUAAUGAACAUGAAAUGAAAUUUUCUAAUUUCCGUCAUAUGUGGCUAUAUGCUCUACAAUCACGUAUAGAUCAAGGUCCGAAUACGCAACAUAAUUGGACUUCGUGGCCUCCAACAAUUCUUUUCAUGAUUGGUGAGGUAUUAUACAGUCUUAUAUAUGAACAUUUACGUUUCGACUUAAAUGGCCCACUUAGAGUUCGUCAUGAAUUCUCAAAAAGUAAUGAAAAGACAAGUAGUAAUAUUCGUCGUAAAGAUACUCCAGCUAUCUUUGAAGUUCUCGCAGAAUUCCCAACUGAAGUAACUAAUGAAAUUAAGGUUCAUCCAACGCUAAUUAACUGGUAUCGUGAUGCAGAUUAUCCACCCUUAAGUUUCCAUCCAUGUGCUCUACCUAUGCUUUGUCCACCAGUUCCAUGGAUCAAUCUUGAUGAUGCUGGUUAUUUGAUUUCAAGAAAUUAUGCAACACGUCUGAUUAGAUGUACCAGUGUUUCAUCAACAAAUCCAACUUAUCUUGAUGACUUGGACUUUGAUUGCAAUCAAAUUCCAUCAAUAUUAGAUGCUCUCAACUGUUUAGCUUCCUGUCCAUGGAAAAUUAAUAACACCAUUUUAGACUAUCUUAUUCAAGUGGCACGUUCUGGUGGCAACGAAACUCUCAAUAUUCCCGAAUGGAGAAGUAAACCUAAACGUGUGGAUUUGAGAAAUGAUAUGACCGCCAAAGAACGUCGGCUCGCCUACAGAAAAUACCAUGAGGAUAGACAAGAUUAUGGUGAAUUUUGUUCAUUGUGGAGCACUGAACUGUACAGACUGUCUAUAGCUAAUCAAUAUCGUGACAAAAUUAUUUGGUUUCCACAUAGUAUGGAUUUCCGUGGUCGUGUAUAUCCUUGUCCUCCCCAUUUCAAUCAUACCGGUAGUGAUGUGGCUAGAAGUCUUAUUGUAUUUGCAAAGGGAUUACCUCUUGGUCCUAAUGGCCUAGAUUGGCUUAAAAUACACUUAGUCAAUUUAACAGGUUUAAAGAAGAGAUGCACCCACUCAGAACGUUUAGAAUAUGCCGAUUCUAUAAUGAAUGACAUUAUUGAUUCUGCUGAGAAACCAUUUGAUGGUAGGAGAUGGUGGCAAAAUCAAGCAGAGCCAUGGCAAAUCUUAGCUUGUUGUAUCGAAUUAAAAAACGCUUUGUCACAUCCAUCUGGACCAGAAUCAUAUGUUUCUCAUUUUCCUGUUCAUCAAGAUGGUUCUUGUAAUGGAUUACAACAUUAUGCCGCCUUAGGCCGUGAUCUUCGAGGUGCAAAAUCAGUUAAUCUUACUAGUAUGGAUUAUCCACAAGAUUUGUACAGUGACGUUGUUGAAAUCGUAGAAGAACAAAGGCGUAUCGAUGCUGAUGGCGGGAACUCUAUUGCUAAAACACUUGAAGGUUUUGUUCGGCGUAAAGUUAUCAAACAGUCUAUAAUGACUACGGUUUAUGGUGUUACUCCAUAUGGGGCUACUGAACAAAUCCGUAAACAACUUCGCGACCUACCUGAUUUUCCCAAAGAGUCUUUACUCCCUGCUUCUAGAUAUUUGGCUCGUUUAACACUGAAUAGUAUCGAAAAAGUUUUUACGUCUUCAGUUGAUAUUCAAAAUUGGCUUUGCAAAAUUGCCAAAUAUAUAUCUGGAGAUUUACAACAUAGAGUUAGCUGGCAAACCCCUCUUGGUCUACCAGUUAUACAACCAUAUAUCCAGUCAAAUAAAAGUUCGACUGAUUCUGAUGAUUAUACAGUUAACUAUUAUAGCCAACUUAUUGACAAUAAUCAGAAACUAGAUUUACUAAAGAAUGAUAAAACGGGUGACAAUUUGAUAUCGUUGCCAAAAUCAUCUAAACAGACAAGUGCUUUUCCACCGAAUUUUAUUCACUCAUUAGAUUCAUGUCAUAUGAUGCUAACGGGUUUGCAGUGCUUAAAAGAAGGCAUUGUUUUCGCCUCUGUACAUGAUUGUUUUUGGACUCAUGCAGCUACUGUAGAUAAGUUGAAUCGAAUAUGCCGUGAAGAAUUUAUUGCCCUUCACAGUCAAUCAAUAUUAGGCGAUUUUGCUGAUUAUGCAAAACAAAGGUUUGGAUAUACAGACAAGUACGUUGAUAUUUUUAACUUUAUACGAUUCCAAAGGUAUUUUCAUAUAUUGAGAUGAUGAAGAAAGUUAAAGGCCUCACUCCUGCCUAAAGAUUUUUCCGAUGUUAUGCAGAAGAACAACGAAAACUUCACGACUGACUAGACAAUCCAGCUCAGAAAACGAAAUUCUACCAAGAAGGAUUAUCAUAUAAUUUAUGUCAAUGAAUAGGGCAACAAUCGAGUUUUAUUGUAGAACAAUUUGUCUACACUUAUUCUUAUCGUCAGUGGAUUUUUUUUCAGUACUGCGACAGUAAUAAAACUAACCAUAAAAAUUCCUAAUUAUAAAAUCAAAACUUAUAAUUUACUUGCAGUAACAAUUAAUUAGCACUAAAUUUAGUCCUAAAUAUAAAUGUCUUAAGUAUGAAGGAGUGUAAAUCAACUGGACAAUAAAUCUGCAGUCCAUACGUUGGACUUCGUGUUAGUUGUAGUUUGUUUGUUUAUAAUCUUCUAUUUUUUGCCAGUGCUAAUCGAAGACAAUAUAUUUAGUUUGUUUAAUAACUAUAGUCUUGGUUUAUUUUAUGUUCUACUAGUUUUCUGAUAUAUUUCGAUUAUUAAUUUUAAGGAUAUUGAAUAUGUACCUAGCGUUUUCCAAGUUUCAAGAUAGUAGAUAUCGACCCCCUGUUUAUCUUAUUCUGUUCAAUUUUAAUUUGUUAUGGGAAUCUCCUAAAAAUCUUACUAAUCAGUUAGAUACUACUAAUUUACUCUUGCCAUAAGGAUUCGUAAUCAAAACAAUCAUAUCAAUAAUAAUUUUUACUAACGAUGGACUAACAUAGUGAAAAAUGUUGUUUAUAUUCGUUUAGAAAGAAGUUUGAUUUAUAUAAAAGCCUAGUUACUUUUCUCUUUUUGCGCUUAGCUCAGGAUUUUGAAACAUGACUAACUUGAAAGAAAAAACUAUUGUGACCGCACUAACCACGCUGUUUAGAUAUGAGUAUAGCUCAUAACCAAACCAUCUAAAAUCGAUAACACAUGACGUUUUUUAGUCAGUAAUUACGGGAAAACAAAUACAAGUAAAAAUAUUGAUUAGCAAUGGAAAUUUCGUCAUUCGCUACAUUCAGAGUCACCUUUUUGCCUAAAAAUUUUCCACACUCAAAGCACUUGUCACAUUUUCAUCUUCUUUCAUAUACACAACCUAUAGUGAUCAUUACGUUUGUAAUAUAUCUGCGUUUUUGUCCUAGACAAAUCAAUGAAUUUAAAAGUGGGAAGAAACGAGAUCAGGCAUUGGCUUUCAAUCGUUUACUUUCGAAUCUCCCUAAAAGAGGUCAGUUUCUAGUUGUAUUUUUUCGAAUCUAUUCAUUAAUCGGCAUUCGCUCGAUUUUCUGUUUCUAGUAUUACACAGAACAUUGCAAACAACGUCACUUCAAACAAACGUAGUCCAUAUUUGGGGAUUGUUCCAAUCCCUUAGGAUAAUGUAUAUGGGUAUGGUUGGCCACUGACUCCUUUUAUGUCUUCAUAUCUACGUGCACCAUAUAUUUCUAAAAUCCUAAACAUUUCAAUGAUCAAUAUGACAGCGAAAGUUUUUCUUGUAUUCCUUUCAAACCUAAUUUUUAGUUAGCACGUAAAUAAAAUUACUCUUUUAAAGCUUACUCAUUGGUGUGAAACUAUUGUUCUUUUCUGGUGUUUGUAGAUUUGUUUGUAGUUUUUAUUUUCUAGAUAAAGUUUGAACUUAUCAUCCACCGUUACGUUUACGGUGUUAUGAGAUACACUUUUUGUGCAGAAAACAUUAUUUUAUUUGAGCUUGUGUCCAGUUUCCCCGAACACAAACGGUUCUGUUUUCAUAUCAGCUUCCUGUAAAGAUAUAUAUAUCUAUUUGGAUCAUGUUUCGGUAAAAUAUAGUAAUGGUCAUUUGGAUACGUAUGCAUUCAAAUAACAAGUUUCAUGUAAGACGAGAAUGAUCAUUCUUUAUUCCACCUUUAAUCAUUAUCAAACAGCAUUAGAGUCCAAUGUAUUAGAUAUUAUUCUAUACACUAAUUUAUCAACAUAAUGUUUGGAUAAAUUUAGCCGUAACCAUCACCUCGUCUAACUUCUGUUUUCAAUGAGUAGGAAUUAUUUAAUAUGAUAAUUGUGCAUAAAAUAUGCACUUUUCUAUUUGUAUUCAAUAAUUUACCUUAAUAAACAUUAAACUACUUUUAUGCAUCAAAAUAUAUAAUGUUUCCCUCUAUAUAAUUUAUAUAGGUUCGUUCGAUUUGUCCGAAGUUAUGAAAGCAGAAUAUUUCUUCAGUUGAACAAAUCAUUUGCGUCAUAGUUAUAUACAGAAAAUACACUGUACAUAGAGUUGAUUAGAAUAUUUUUACAUCAUUAUGAGUUUGUAAAUAUAAUUCAACUUUUAUUUA